Spirodela intermedia is the source of this 3283-nucleotide messenger RNA. The record is from the annotation of a GenBank genome assembly. NCBI's taxonomy places the organism in Eukaryota, Viridiplantae, Streptophyta, Magnoliopsida, Alismatales, Araceae.
AUGUUGGUUCUGUUCGAGACCCCCGCGGGGUUCGCCCUGUUCAAGGUUUUGGACGAGGCAAAGCUUUCAAAAGUCGAUGUGCGUGUUCGUUGUGCUAUAAUUUUAGUGGUACAUUUUCUGUAAGUUCUGUCCCUCCCAUUGAUGGAUGGAUUCUGAUUGUUUCAGGACCUUUGGAAGGAGUUUGACUCUUCCGAAUCUGCUAGACAGGUAAGACAACUUUUACUUUUGCUUCGUCUUCUUCUACUACUAAUUUUGUCAACUCAUGCUCGUUCGCUGGGUCAGUUGUUACUGAUUGUCUGCGUGUUCUUCAUAGGAAUUUGUCCACCUCUUAUUGCCUUCUUAUUUUUCUAAUGUAUAUUCUGACAGAUGCACUUUAGAGUCACAUUUACUGAAGUUUCCCAUUUUCUCUUGUUGCAGGUGGUAAAGCUUAAAGCUUUCAGUAAAUUUGAGAAUACAUCGGAAGCCCUUUCGGCUGCCACUUUGCUCAUCGAUAGCAAACCAAGCAAGACUCUCCGAAAGUUUUUGCGUACUCACUGCGAUGGGGAAACAUUGGCAGUGGCUGAUUCUAAGCUUGGGAAUGCGAUUAAAGAGAAACUGGUGCCUAUCUACCCUAAUCAUAAUCUUCUAUUAGUCGAUAUAAUUAAUUUAUUCUUGGGUAUUAAGUCUCACAUUCCUGGUCAACCCUCCACUCGUUUUUUGUGCGUAGAAAAUUGAUUGCCUUCACAACAAUGCGGUGAUGGAAUUGAUGAGAGGGUUGAGGAAUCAGCUUACAGAACUUGUGUCAGGCUUGGCCACCCAGGAUUUGGGCCCAAUGAGCUUAGGUCUAUCUCACAGCCUCUCUAGAUACAAGCUCAAGUUCAGCCCCGAUAAGGUAGAGUACAUUUUAUUUCUGUAGUAGAAAUUCACUGCUUGAACACACCGUUACAAGGAAACGGGUUUAUUUCAUGAUCAUUCUUUUUUCAUGAUCAUUUUAUUUAGCUUAGUAAGGUGCUUAGAUUUAACGUUAGGCAAAGGAUGCAAUUUUUUAUUUUUAUUUUUAUUUUUAUUCACUAAUCCAUGUUGUAAGACAUAUAUUCACACUCAUUUAAUCAAGUUACUCUAGCUCAUGAACGACACGAUUGGGUUAUAUAUUUAAUCAGGUGGACACUAUGAUAAUUCAAGCAAUUGGAUUAUUGGAUGACCUUGACAAGGAGCUAAAUACGUAUGCCAUGAGAGUUCGUGAGUGGUACGGGUGGCAUUUUCCCGAGCUCGCAAAAAUUAUACAGGACAACAUCCAAUACGCAAGGACAAUUAAACUGAUGGGUGACCGUGUUAAUGCGGCGAGUCUUGAUUUUUCUGAGGUAGCGCAUUUUUCACCUUGUAGAUCUUUAUGUGAAAAGUUAUUCCGUAUUUUGUUGGUUGUAAUGUUUCAUGUGAUAUGUAGGUCCUAACGGAGGAGAUUGAAGCAGAACUGAAGGAGGCUUCCAGCAUAUCCAUGGGCACUGAAGUCAGUGACCUGGACUUGGAAAACAUUAAAGCUCUUUGUGACCAGGUGUUGGCUCUUUCGGAGUACAGAGCUCAACUUUACGAUUAUCUGAGGAGCAGGAUGAAUACUAUUGCGCCAAACCUUACUGCUCUUGUUGGUGAGCUUGUUGGAGCCCGGCUUAUCGCUCACGGUGGCAGCUUGUUGAAUCUGGCAAAGCAACCAGGGAGCACUGUGCAGAUUCUUGGUGCAGAGAAGGUAAUUUUCUGUGAAAAACCCAUUUUGGAUCAUUGAUGGGAACGGCUGAGGAUUUGAUUUCUCUGUCAAUAAAGAGCGUUUGGCUAGUAAGGAUACCUCCAGACGGUUUUUAAUUUUUGGUAGCCUUCGCUGCAGUGAGCAGAUAAGGAUCUUGGAUUCUGACGUCAGAUAAAUAAUGAAUAAACAGUGCAUUCUCUCCUUGGAUCUAAGUAAAAUGCUCUGAAAUAAUGAAAAGGAAUCCGAAAGAUUGACCUUGUUAAAAGCUCAUCAGAUUAUGAUUUUUUCUCCGAAUCAAAGAACCUCGGUACAGUCCAUUCACAUAACCUUGGUAGAGCCCAUCGAUUAUUUUCUUAUGAUUCAUGGCAUGACUUCCCCACCUAGAAACAGAUUGAGGACUGUUUGCUCUUCUGCUAUUUCUUGGAGUUGUUUUCCGAAAGUUGUUCCGAAAGUUGUUUUUUUAGUGAAAAUAAUUUCCAUUUAAUGACAGAUAUUUGUUUACAACAUCCUCUUGAUUUUAUCUUUCGUGGGCUUCUCCAGGCCCUCUUUAGAGCACUGAAGACGAAGCACGCCACUCCCAAGUACGGGCUCAUAUACCACGCAUCCCUCAUUGGCCAGGCAGCCCCAAAGCUGAAGGGGAAGAUUUCGCGUUCUCUGGCAGCCAAAACAGCCUUGGCCAUCCGAUAUGAUGCUCUUGGCGAAGGCGAAGACAAUUCCAUGGGAUUGGAGAACCGUGCCAAGGUAGGCAUUUCGGGAAACUUGAGCUCCCUAACUUGGCUGAUUUCCUUGAUUCAUCACGCUUUAAUCCAUAUCUUUUUUCAAUUCUGUGAAAAUAGUUGGAGGCUCGCUUGCGGGUUCUUGAGGGCAGGGAGCUGGGACGCGCAGCUGGGUCAGCCAAGGGCAAGCCAAAGAUAGAAUUCUACGACAAGGACCGGAAGAAAGGGAUCGGAGCUCUCAUAACACCUGCCAAGGUCAACCUUUUUUCUUUCUUUUUUUUUCCUUUCUCAUCUUCAUCUGAUUGCUUUGGUUGUCAUUGUUCAGUGGAUGCCUUUCGGAAUUGAAUGCCAAACUAGUAAUUUCUAAUCUUGGCUGUUAUCUGUAUUUUAUAUAUAUAUAUAAAUUCUGCAGUCCUACAAUCCCGCGUCGGAUCUGGUCAUGGGGAAGACUUCUGAUCAGGCAAAUGGGAAACUGGAGGAUGCCAUGGUGGAAGCGAUUUCGAAGAAGAGAAAGCACGAGGAAUCAGAGCUGCCGCAGACCGGAGCCGGGUCAGAGGAAGCCAAGAAGGAGAAGAAGAGGAAGAAGAAGAAGGAGGCGGCUCCUGAGGAGGCCCAGACAGCGGAAGCAGAGGCCCCAGUCGCCGUGCCCGAGACCAAAGAGCCUAAGAGGAAGAAGAAGAAGAAGGAGGAGGCUGAGGAAGAGGUCGAGGUGAGGACUCCGGAGGACACAAAAGAGGAAAAGAAGAAGAAGAAGAAGAAGAAGCGGGAGGAAGAAGAAGAAGACACAGCGGCCAGAAGCAAGAAGGAGAAGAAGGAGAAGAAGAAGAAGGAGAAGAAGGGGGGAGAGUGA